CCGGAGGGGGCGGGCCCAGGCCUCGGCGGGAACGCGGGGCGGUGCCCUCGGUGGGCGCGCUUGGUGUGGUGUGAGCGCCGUUCAGCAGGCCUUAAGUGCGAGUAUGUAGGCAGCAGCACUGUUGGGCGAACAAGUACAGCUGUGAGAAUACGAGCGACUUUAAUUAGAAUAACUCUUACCACUACAGCUACUAAUUGCACCCAGGAAAGAUGGAGCCUUCCUUUCCCUUCACGUCAUGUCUGCACCAAGCAAACCAAGCACUGAGAGGCUGUAAAGCAGAGCCGAAGCCCAGAGUUGCUCCGUGCCCAUUUAGAUGUGCCGCUCCUUCCACUGCUAUCACGUUUUGGCCCAUCAGUCUUUUUAGUAAUCGUGCUUUUAAGCUACAGCUGGUGCUCAGCUACCAGCCCUGCAGGCUGGCUGUCCCACAGCUGCCUUCACAGCCUAUGGUGUACCGCUCUGUGUGCUCUGCAGUCUGGUGGCUGCACCUGCCUGCUUACCAGCCCUGCUUCUCCAUAGCCCAUCUGAGCGGCUGCAGCAGUGAGCUUUCUUUUCCUUCAAGCCUGCCCAGGCUUACUUUGCUAUACCCAUCCAGCAAUAGCAGGGGGACAAGAAGCGAAGACCGGCUCCAUCUCUUUGUACGUGGCACAUACGAGGAUGAAACGGGAGGUAAUGGAAAACAGGCGACAGAUUUGAAUGUGUAUAUGGCAAGGAAGUGAGUGAGAGGCCAAAACAAUUAACCAUGCAAGGGUUGGUAAGAGACCUGCCCCAAAACUGGUUCCAAUCUGCUCACAAGCUGGGUUUGGGCUGCUCGAGGGGUCACAGGGCCAGCAGCAUCUCACCCCUUGCAAAACACGAGCAAUGCGGGUCAGGCCCUGCCUCGACACCCCUGAGUGUGGGAGGACGAGGAGGAUGAACGUAUGAAGCUUGUGAAAGUGGGAGUGAAAUCAGUUCUCCUAAAAGUAAACCUCACCCUUGCUGAGAGUUCAGGUUGAAUUGUUGCGUUCAUUUCCUCCAGGCGCAGGGCAGCAAGUGUAGCACACUUCCCCUCUCACACGCUUGUUCUGCACCUUCCCAGUCCAGCACUCAAGCACUCUUUUCCCGUAUGCUGGCCCAUACCACAGGGGUGGGAUGAGUCAUAGGCUUUUCUUGGAUCUACAGCCAAAUUGCUGCUAGAAAUACACAGAAUUGGGCAAUGAGCAGGGUUGGCUGGAAGAAUUCCCACCUAAGAAGGGUCAGGCAUUUCUACAGCAUUCACUGAUGCUCUUCAUACUGAGGAUUCUCAGGCAUUAUAACGCAUUGUCACUACAUAUUAGCUCUUAACUUUGGUCAUCAUACAUUCAAGAAAAUCCAUCCUUAACACCUUCAUCCUAAGUGAGCAGUGGACAUGCAGCGCCACGGGGCUGAUGCUGUAUGGUCAGCACUGGCAACUACAGCCUGUGUUACCAGCAAGUGUGAUGCUCUUUUGCUGGGCAGCUGAGUACAGCUACACUUAUGUGGUCUCACUGUACUAAUGUGACCACGUCCAGGUUUCAAGAAGGGUAGUACUGAAGUUUUAGUGUGUUUCUCAGCUUUGGCUGCAGCACCAGUGGGGGUCUCCUCAUGCUCUAUUUCAUGUUGUCAUCUCAGGGCAGCCUCUCUCUACCACAGCCUCCUGCUUCCAGCCAAACCCAAUCUUCGCAACCUCAGAGUGAGACUGGGCAGCCACCCUCAGCCUCCCACGGCUGUUAUCAACCAGCAGAUGAGCUACCAAGGAAAGACUGCCGCCUGUCUACAUAAACAGCCUGUUCUGAUCCGCACAUCAAACCCCGAGUUAAGAGCAACUGCUGCAGUGCAAAUCCCACAGCUGAGGCUUAGGGGGCAGUUUGAUGUCCGAGGUGCACUGCAGCAGCAGCACCCUGCACAGAACGCCUCCCAGCCCAGCCGUGCUGGGCUCUGCACUGCACCUCCGUAGGCCGGAACAAAGGUUACGCAUUUCAGUAGAGUUCCCUGACCUGCUGCACUGCUACAGGACUGCAUUGGUGUACACCCUGCACACAAACAGCUGCUGGAGGGGGCUGAGCUCUGCAGCAACAGCGUUCUCCCUAGCAGGGAUCGCACCAAACCCUCGCGCUGCAAGUGAGAAAAAGACACCGCCACAAAAACCCAACACAACCACAGGAGAUUUAAUCACCACCCCCCCAUUUCCAACAGAAAGCAGGUGCUGUACAGGAGGGCAUUUUAAUUUCCUCCUGAUAUCUGUAACAGGAAUCCACGCAGCGGAUGGCUUUCCGAAGUUACGGCGCUCUCUCGGCCGGGUUUGCACACAGCAGAUCGGCAGCUCUCUGCGCUCCUCCGACAGCAACAGCAGGAGCGUGCAGCCCCCUAGCGCCCGCUGCCGGCGUGUCCCCGUGCCCCAUAGAGCAGUCCCUGCAGCCAGAGCUCCAUGGGGCCUUUUUCUGAUUUGGGGGCUUUCAGGCACCCCCGACUUGUGGGGUUUGGGAGCUCUCCUCUCUGCCCCCCCGCUGACCCGGCUCCUGUCCUCCCUGGGGAAUUGUGACCUUACUGACCCCAUACAGGCAGGGUUGCAGCCCCUACACGAGAUCAGCCCUUUACCACACCCACAAGAGCCUCAGCCAACUUUUGAGGCCCUUUUCCCCCUAUACCUCCACUUCCCUCCAUCUUCUGCUCCUGGAGGCUCUCUGAAGACCCCAAAUGCUCCCCUGGGAGGAAGGCAACAAGAAACCACCAGGGCUGCCCACAGUGACCUUUACCUGCUGGCAGCAGGUGCCCGCCAUCUGCCCUCCCCGUCUCCUAUUAGCAGACCCAAAGGAGGCUCAAACUCUGAUGUCCUCCAACUGCUGGCGGAGCCCAGCAUCCUCUUUCCUUGCCUCAGCCCACAUUUUAAGGACAUUCUCCUGUUUUUCCUCUAGCCAACGUGGCUGGAGGGUAACACAGCCCUUUGUGGGCACGUGAACCUCAUCUCACCUGUUUGCUGCAGGUGGAAGGAAUCAUCAUAGUGUGUUGUGCUGGGAUACUGCUGGUUCACUGCUGAGCAGGGACCUCAGAGGGCCCUCCCAGCUCUGUGUCCUGGAGGCUCAGUGGAGCACCAUAUGGCAUCCCCAAGGCUCUGUGCCGUGUGUUGGGGCAACUGCAGCAGAGACCUUUGUGUCACCUCCAUCCUGCCAACAUGCAACACAGGACUGUCCUGUGGGGUGGAUGGGACAAGUCGGGCACCCCACAGGAUACUGAGUAGGAUUCACUCCCUACAUGUGCAACCCCUGUUUGCCUGGAAAGGCCUGAAAACCCCCAACAGUUGAUGUGUUUUCCUUCCAUGCACAGAUGAUUCACUGCACUUUCCUCUGUAAACAGUGGGUGGAUCCCCGCUGGAUUUCCGGGAGCAGUGUUGCCCCAGUUCCUGGUCUGGGGAGUUGCAGCCCAGCACCACCAAGCGCCCGCAUCCACUGCCCCAUGCAAUACUUACAGUGCUAAGAGCACGCCAGCACUCGCUCCCGCUGUCCCCCAGGUGUAAGAAAAGAAUGCCAUUUGCAAAGAGCAGUGCUGGCUGAGCCCCAAGCCUUUAUAUCGUGUUGAUUGCAGCGCUAGCUAUAAGGAUUUGCCUAGCGAUGCUGACAUUUCCCUUGGCGUUCCUUUUUGGAUGUUUGUGAGCAUGGAAUGCUGUGGGAACAGGCAUGUUGCCUGCCCCUAACCCAGCUGUGGGACCAGGGCUCAGCACCCAAAAUCCCACUGUGAGGCUGCUGGGAUGAAGGGUCCUUCUGACCCCAGCCACAGGCUCAGUGGGGUGUUGCCACUAGAGUCAGGUGCAGGAGCUGAGAGCUGGCACAUGGGGCUCUGGAUGGGUCCCAGAUCUGAACCUGUUCUAGAACCCAUCCUGCUUGGCCACACAAAACUCCCGACCCUGAUGAGGCUCCUUUCAAGCAGGAACACGGCUUUCUCUAUCGGGGAAAAUACCAGCCUGGGGCUCACAGCCCUUCCCAGCAGGGCUGGAGGGAAAACAGGAACCUGGAGGGGAAACACAACCCAAGAAACUCCCUUCCCACCGAUCGUGCUUCCAGUGCAGCAAGCGUGAGGAGGCUGCUCGUUUCCUCCAUCCUGAGUCCCCCCGCUCAUUUCCAUUUCUCCCCAUCCUGUAGGCUCACGAAAUGUCACCCAGAUUCUAUCUGUGUGGCCAAAAGGUAUCUAAGGAUGUGAAAAUGUGACAUGGGGCAGAAGUGGCUCCUCAGGUGGAGGGGAGCUGAGCCCAGAGGGCUGCAAUAUGAGCAGAGCUCUUGCUGUGCAGGGUCCUUGAAGCGGAGAUGCUGGCUGCAUUAGGGAUCUGUGUGGUAAAUGGAUGGAGCCCUUGGCUCCAUCUCACACACUCAGGUGCAAAGCAGCCGCCGGAGCCCAGCCGCCAGCAGCUCGGUAAUCUCAGCCCUGCAGCCUUCCGGGUGCUUCCUGCCCUGAAACACACACAGCCCCCAAAAGCACAAACACUUGGCAGAUGUUAGCAGAGCACACGGGCACUCACAGUCCAGGCAGAAAGGAUCACUGAUAUGGCCUUCCAUCCAUAUACCCUUUUCCCAUAUUGAUGUAUUUGCCCAUUGCCGUAGGAGGACAGGGAGCAUCGGCUCAGCCCCUGCCAGUGCCCCACUCUCACUUCCAACUCAGAGGGGAGCCCCAGGGGGCCUGACAUCACGUCUGAGCAGAACAGUGGCGCCCAGUGGUGCGAGGGGGACAGGACAGCAGCAGGACAGCAGCCAACGUCACCUUGUUGAAAAGAAGUCCUUGCAGCCCUAUGUGCUUAGCUGGCCAAAGUCAGCAGUGGCUGCAGGCUCCGGGCACAUCUGUGGGGCUGGAGGUGUCCCAAGGGGUGCUGCUGGGUUAAAAGGUGCACCCAUGCCCACUGCAACAAUCAGUACAGGGCUCUGCAGGCCGAGGCCAGGCACAGCUCACCGUGUGUGGGUGACUUGGGCGCCAGCCCCCAGGCUGGGGGCAGUGGGAGAGGAGGUGGCUGGCCCAAGGCUGGGUGAUGCUAAGGCCCAUCUGAGUCCCAGAGGGGAUACCGCAUCCCCAAAUGCACAGCUGAGCAUUUCCUGAGCAGUGCCAGGGAGGCAACGCUCAGCCAGGGCAGGAGAAGCCCCUCAGCCCCACAGCACUGGGGAUUCCCGGCCGUGCCCAAGGGAGCAGUCCCUGUUCCCACAUCUGCCCUUUUCCCGUGUGUCAGAGCCUCCUGGAGACCACAUCUCCGCACAGCUGCCCCCCUAGCACGGGGAUGCCGGUUGCUCCCUCCCACGGCUUCCCCUUUUCUCAGAAAGCCUGGAAACCAAAGGUGAAAGAAGUGGGUGGGAACCCCGCACGCUGCCGUCCAGGAAGAGAAGUGAGUAAGUCGGCUGCAGUAUUUAACGGUGCCUGCGCCGCACGGCUCACAGUCCUGCUGCCAGAGAGACAGAGCCGGGAGCUGCCGAUGGAGAUGCGGCCGCAUGGGGCAACGGGAAGCCAGCGAGGACUGGCUGCUUGGCUU
Messenger RNA from Gallus gallus (chicken), 5497 nucleotides. RefSeq lists its product as uncharacterized. The transcript has 2 exons. The coding region runs from base 1866 to 2909 and encodes 347 amino acids. NCBI's taxonomy places the organism in Eukaryota, Metazoa, Chordata, Aves, Galliformes, Phasianidae. The record is from RefSeq and is a predicted model, not a curated record.